AUGGCCGACCCUUCUCUUGCCUAUCGCCCGGAAAUGGACGACACGCCCUCGCAUGUCGAAAUAAAUGCUGCUGAAUCACCUAACACCCAUAAAGAUGCUGCUAUGAGCGAGAAACCAGAAUUUACAGAAGAUGUUGGAGAUGCCAUCAGACGAGGUCAAUAUGCACAAAUCGACGCAGCCAUUGCGAGCAAGAUUGCAGCGAGGGUGGAGGAUUUCAUGACUCUAGUUGCGGAAGCAGAUGCGGCAAAUGAGCGCGAACGCGGCAUGACCCUUAAAACUGCCUUCAGUGUUUAUCCUAAAGCUAUCGGCUGGUCCAUUGUUUUAUCAUCUUGCCUGAUUAUGGAAGGCUACGACACUUCAGUCAUCGGAUCAUAUGCCGCAUAUCCUGCUUUUCUAGACCAAUUCGGUAUCCCUGCUCCUGGUGGCACAAAACAGAUUCCACCAGACUGGCAGAACGGAAUCAACGGAGCUCGAAAUGUCGGUGAGAUCCUCGGUCUUCAGGUAGCUGGUGUACUGUCUGACCGCUUCGGAUACCGCUGGACGAUCAUUGCCGCGCUUGUUUCCAUUACGGGCUUUAUUUUCAUUCCUUUCUAUGCUGAAACCCUUCCGAUAUUUCUGGUUGGAAAUGUAUUCCAAGGGAUAUCUUGGGGAGUAUUCCAAACAAUGACCACGGCUUAUGCAGCAGAAGUUUGUCCAGUGCCGCUUCGGCACUACCUCACCUGCUUUGUCAAUUUAUGUUGGAUUAUCGGACAGUUCAUCAAGGCUGGUGUGCUAGUUGCUUUUUUGCCACGGAAGGAUACAUGGGGGUAUAAGAUCCCUUUCGCUUUGCAGUGGAUCUGGCCGAUUCCCAUCGGUAUUGGUACUUAUCUUGCUCCCGAAUCUCCCUGGUGGUGUAUACGUGCCGGUAGGAAGGAUCAGGCCGAGAAGUCUUUGAAGCGGCUGGCAAGAAGCUCAGGGUUCUCACAGAGGGAUGCAGAUGCGGCAAUGGCUUUAAUGCUGUACACUGACGAAAUGGAGAAGGAAGUGCAAUCCGGCACGAAAUACUGGGACUGCUUCAAAGGCAUCAAUUUACGUCGAACCGAGAUUGUUUGUAUGACUUGGGUUGCACAAACCAUGUCUGGCACGGCGCUUGGUGGUCUAUCUGCCUACUUUUAUGAGCAAGCUGGAAUCUCGGCCUCAGAUUCCUUCAAGUUGAGCUGGGGGCAGUCAGCCAUCGGUGCUUGUGGGACCAUUGCAAGUUGGUUUGUGCUCAACAAAAUCGGUCGGAAGACACUGAUGUUCAGCGGGAUGUGCGUUAUGUUCGUGCUGCUCAUUAUAACCGGUUGCAUGGGCAUCCCACCAAAACCCUCAAGCGCCGAAUCUUGGGCCGCCGGAACGAUGGUCUUACUCCUUUCCGCCACCGCAGACUUCUCAAUCGGUCCCGUGGUUUACACCAUCGUGUCCGAAAUCCCGUCCACACGUCUCCGCGCCAAAUCCAUCAUCCUCGCACGAAACGUCUACAACGCAAUUAACAUCGCCUUCGUCAACAUCGUCUCUUUCCGACAACUUAGUCCCUUGGCGUGGAAUUGGGGUCCUAAAGCAGCAUUCUUUUGGGCCGGAUGUAACGCGCUGUUUACUGCCUACAUAUACUUCAGGCUACCGGAGACUAAGGGUCGCACGUAUGCGGAGUUAGAUAUCUUAUUCGAGAAUAGUGUGCCUGCGCGUCAGUUUGCGAACACGAAGAUUGAGACGCUGGUUGAGGGGACAGAAGGAGCGCAGAAGGAGCAAGCGGAUCGCAUUGCGGAUAGGCAGGACGGCCACGGUGGGGCUUAUCUUAGGGAAGGGAAUUGUGGUGUUUAG
Molecule: messenger RNA, 1839 nt
Organism: Lindgomyces ingoldianus
Lineage: Eukaryota; Fungi; Ascomycota; Dothideomycetes; Pleosporales; Lindgomycetaceae
Product: general alpha-glucoside permease
Exons: 8
Coding region: 1-1839 (612 amino acids)
Biological process (GO): carbohydrate transport; transmembrane transport
Cellular component (GO): membrane
Molecular function (GO): carbohydrate:proton symporter activity
Source: RefSeq, a predicted model, not a curated record